AUGGCCGCGGAUGAAGUAAAAGGAGCGUCUGCUCCGGAGAGAUAUGACACCAAGGCGUUCCCGAAAUCCAUCACAGCAGAGGCGUCUACCUCUUCGUUGUCAAGUGAUGAGCCUCGACGAUACAAGGAUGCAGAUGCUGCAUUUGAUACCUCUGAAGAUCCGCGGUAUUACAAGCCAAUUCCGACUUACGAGGGUAUACAUCGUUGGGAUCCAGACUUCGAGUGGACAGAGAAAGAGGAGAAACGACUGAUAACAAAGAUUGACCUGCGAGUCUGCACAUUCGCAUGUGUAACGUUCUUCGCGCUCCAGCUGGAUCGAGGCAAUAUCGUCCAGGCACUGUCGGACAACAUGCUGGGCGACCUUGGUAUGAACACGAACGACUACAACACCGGACAAACGAUCUUCUUCCUCUGUUUCCUCUUCGCGGAGCUGCCCUCGCAGCUCAUCUCCAAGGCACUCGGGCCGGAUCGCUGGAUCCCCAUUCAGAUGGUCUGUUGGAGUUUGAUCGCCGCUUUCCAGUCUUUCAUCAAGGGCAAAAGCGGGUAUUUCGUUUGCCGAGCGCUUCUCGGAUUAUUCGAGGGCGGAUUCAUCCCCGACACGAUUCUCUUCCUCUCCUUCUGGUACAAGUCCAAGGAACUGCCCAUCCGCCUCAGCUACUUCUGGGUUUCGUACCAAGCAACCGCCAUCGUCGGUGCAUUCCUCGCCUUCGGCUUCCUCCACAUCCACGACGGCGACGGCAAAGGCGGCUGGCGCUACCUCUUCGCCUUCGAAGGCCUUAUCACAGGCAUUAUCGGCAUCAUCGCCGCAUUCUGGAUGCCGGCCUCCCCCACACAGACGAAAGGCGGCUUCCGCGGAAAGAACGGGUGGUUCAACGAGCACGAGGAAAAGAUCCUCGUGAACAGAGUCCUCCGCGACGACCCCAGCAAAGGCGGCAUGCAUAACCGGCAAGCCGUCACCCCCAAGAUGCUCUGGCAGGCGCUCGGCGAUUAUGACAUGUGGAUCAUCUACCUGCUCGGUCUGACAUGGCUGAUCCCCAACACACCGGCGACGAGCUAUAUCACGCUGCAGCUCAAGUCGCUGGGGUUCAAGACCUUCCAGACCAAUCUCCUGACUAUCCCCGCGUACGCGAUCUUCAUCGUCAACCUGCUCUUCUGGACUUGGAUCUCGGAGCGGUUCAAUGUGCGGUUCCUCUUGGGAGUCGUGGCGGAAGUCUGGUGCCUGGUUCUGCUGAUUGCCCUGGAGGUUCUGCCCGCAGAGGCCAGCCCCUGGGCCCGGUGGGUCAUUUUGAUACUUCUUCUUGGGGCACCGUACAUCCACGCGAUCAUUGUGGCCAUGACAUCGAGGAACGCAGGCACAGUGCGGACACGGACGGUUGCCAGCGCGCUGUAUAACAUGACGGUGCAGACCUCGAAUAUCAUUGCCAAUAACAUCUAUCGUGAAAAUGAUAAACCGUACUACCGCACCGGUAACAAGGUUCUCAUUGCUCUGUCGGUAUACAGCAUGGUUCUCUUCGUCGUGGCCCGGUUCUACUAUGAAUGGCGGAACAAAACAAAAGCAAAAAAGUGGAACGCCAUGUCUAGCGCGGAAAGGGAGGAGUAUCUUUCUGCGAAUAAGGACCUGGGGAAUAAAAGACUCGACUUUAGAUUUGUGUACUAG
Messenger RNA from Aspergillus lentulus, 1656 nucleotides. Its product is annotated as putative transporter. NCBI's taxonomy places the organism in Eukaryota, Fungi, Ascomycota, Eurotiomycetes, Eurotiales, Aspergillaceae. Gene Ontology annotation, biological process: transmembrane transport. Gene Ontology annotation, molecular function: transmembrane transporter activity. The record is from RefSeq and is a predicted model, not a curated record. Gene Ontology annotation, cellular component: membrane.